AUGGAUUCGGAAACACCUCUGAGGAGGAAAGAUACCACCAAAGGUCCUCCGCUGAGGAUCCUCAGUUUAGAUGGAGGAGGAGUCCGUGGUUAUUCCAUGUUCAUCAUUAUACAGGAACUAAUGCACCGUACCUACGUCGAAAUCGAAGGCAAAGCCCCGCGACGCGAUCAAAUACCAAAGCCAUGCGAUCACUUCGAUCUUAUAGUUGGAACUGGUACCGGCGGUUUAAUCGCUUUGAUGCUUGGACGUCUCCGGCUGGACUUGGAACAGUGCAAGGAGUUGUAUGUCCGAUUGACGAGAAUGGUCUUCGAGACUGAUAAGACUUUUGCUGGUAUACCCUAUCGCUCGACACUAUUCAAAGCAUCGAUGCUCGAGCGCGCGAUCAAGGAAGCUGUCAGGGAACAUACUGUUUCCGACAACGAAGGAAACGAUGGAGAGGCGUCAGAUAUUCUCAGUCCACUAUCUUCCGUAUCGCGAUCGAGCGCUGGGAUGAGUAACUUCCCGCGACGGCAUCAGAGCAACGCAAGUGUUGCUAGUUUCAGCGCUCGUAGUCCAUCGAGCCAGGCUCGAUCGGCAUUUCGCGGUGGUGGUUGGGGAGAUCCUAAUGCGCGCCUAUACGAUGCAAGAGAAAACCGAACAAAAACUGCGGUCACAGCCAUGUAUAGGGGAACCACGAGAGGUGGAGAUGCCGCUAUUUUGCGAUCAUAUGAUUCGAGGAAAGAGCCCGCCCCAGAAUAUGACUGCAAGAUUUGGGAAGCAGGUCGGGCAACGUGCGCCAUCGGAUUAGCGUUCAAGCCAAUUAGAAUUGGACAAACGGUAUUCCAUGAUGAUGGAUCUGGGACUUUCAACCCGUCCCCUUAUGCUCUCGACGAGGCCACAGUCAAUGAGUGGCCAGGACGCGAAGUUGGCGUGUUCAUUAGCGUAGGAACCGGAAAGCGGCCAAAGGGUACGGAUCAAAACUCCCAUGUCUGGUACGAAGGUUUCAUGGGCGAAUGGGCAGAAGCCAGGAGGAAUCUGAUCUCUAAGGUGGAGGGCUCAGAACUGAUCCAUGAACGCAUGAAGAAGGAUCUUCUGAUGAAACGAGGUGUCAACAUCGAAAAUUACUAUCGGUUCAACGUCGAAAUCGGUGUAGGCGAAUUUGCCAUGAAUGAGUGGGAUCGAUUGGGCGAAAUCAGCACGGGCACGAGACGAUAUCUAUCAAGGCAUGCCGAACAAAAAAUGGUUCAACAGUCCGCGACGAAAUUAGCCAAGAUACAUAGGGCUAAACAGAGGUUUGACAAACUUGGUACCAUACCUGAUAUCGUAUCUUCCCAAGGAAUGGGAUCUAUAGAUGCCCCACUAGCAGUCGAACUGCCCGGCGACAUGCCUAUGUCAUUCCCAAAUCGCAAAGGCCCACCCAGUCGGGAAUCUUACGAGUCUGGCAUAGAUCACCUCUCACUUCCUGGCAACGGCACCAACACUGUCAACACGCCCUCGUCCCGCAGCUCCGGCGAGCGAUCGUCAACGGGACACCCUUCUCCAGCUCAAAUUGCCACCCGUCCCCCACAAAAGGUCCCUUCUCCACCUGCUCUGUCGCCAGCAGUCAGGCCUCCUCCACCUGAUGACGAACCUGAUCGUCUUAUAGUGACGGCUCCCACGCCAGCCCAAUAUCGCGUUGCUGCCGGAACAGAUAAAAUAGCAAUUAUGGGAGCUGACGAAUAUCCACGAAGGCAACAAAGGGAUCCCAUCGCACAGCCUGUGAUGCACCCAUACCAGCCACAUCGCAUCGAACCACCACCAUUGCCCCCUAAGACGCCACUUCCCGAGAAGCAGGCUCCGGGCGGGCGACGUCCUAGCGGUAUUUUGCCGCCCUACCCCUUGGAUGACGAUGGUCCUCCGCCUGUGGUGAACAUGGCGAGAAAGCCGGAGUAUAGAAGCAGAUGA
Molecule: messenger RNA, 1923 nt
Organism: Hypoxylon fragiforme
Lineage: Eukaryota; Fungi; Ascomycota; Sordariomycetes; Xylariales; Hypoxylaceae
Product: FabD/lysophospholipase-like protein
Exons: 3
Coding region: 1-1923 (640 amino acids)
Biological process (GO): arachidonate metabolic process
Cellular component (GO): membrane
Source: RefSeq, a predicted model, not a curated record